UUCAGAAACAGCUAGGCUUCCAAACUCCAGUGACGUUAAUGCCGGGACAGCCAUGGCACCCAGGAGCUCCAAACCUCGUCACAAGUCAGCGAUUCUUCCGGGCACAGCUGACACUGAUGUGACGUUACCAGACGGCAUCACCUGCAUCUGUGAGCUGUGUGACUGUGGGCGACACAAGCACCACAAGGGAUGCAAGAAAGUUCGAGGCACAGGCAUACAGGGAAAGCUGGGCGAAUGCUCGCUUACGCACUACCAGGAGACCUUCAAACAUCACAAAGUUCGGCCGCGCAUGUCCAGACGCCCCCCGCCCACCGCACGUGACCCCCGACCGGCGCGCAUGGACUUCAUGACCAUCCAGAAGAACGACUACCAGCUGCCGGGGGUCACAGGUCGGGUCGGACUCAUCAAGCAGGAAGACAACUAUGAAUUACCCAACAUGCCCUUGGAGGGGAUGACAGAAUACAGGAAGGAGUUCUUGGAGAAGUCUUCGUCCCCCACCCACCUGACCCGCCCGGUCACCACCCACCAGCCCACCCGACACAAGCUGGACUCCCGCACAGCCAACCGAGACUUCUUCAAACCCUGGGUGCCGCAGCCUCGCUUCCAGUUUGGAGAACUGCCAACAUUCACAGGAUCCAUCCUGUACCCGAACCCCUCUGACUCCAAGAACCACCUGAGGUCUGUCACCAUGGCCGACUUCCCAGAGAAGCUGGGCGGCAAAACGGAGCUGGUGAAGUCCAAACCAGACAACAUCCUGCUGGAGGGGAGCCACGACCUGGAGACCACCAACAUGAAGACGUACCGCGGGCACAAGCACGCCGCGCCGGCCACUCGGGCACCCGCACGCGACCAGGAGAUGGUCAUUCCCAGGAGAGGUGAUAAGAACAUGCAGACCAAGUAUCAGUUUGACUUCAAGGGUAAGCGUCAGCCCCGCACCAAGAUGUGCACCCCCGCCCCUGAGACCAUCAGGCUGAGCAUGCAGUCCCGCAUGCGCAACUUCGAGACGGAGCAGAUGGGGUCUUUCCCGGGUUACGAUGCCCGCGUGCACCCACGACCCGACCUUAUAAGGAAGGAACAGGAGUACCAGACAGACCCAAACCUGCCGUUUGAAGGGACUACCAUCACCAUGCAGGACUUCCGCACGCAGGACGUCCAGGGUGCGUACAACGCCCCAGCCCUCCAACCACAGCCCAGCCUGAGACCCACCAACGCCAAGCUGGACGGCACCACCAUGAACAACGAGUUCUUCAAAGACUGGGGCACCUCGCCCCGCGUACGGUUCGGAGACUUCCAUGAGGGGCGCUACAUCCCACCGCUGAAGAAAUUUGAAGGUUACUCCACGACGAAACACGAGUUUGUUCCGUUGAAGGCAGAGAAAGUGAUCAACUAUAAACCAGAGAACAAGCCGGUAGCCUCCCUGGGUGAGCAGGACCUGACCACCAUAUACAAGCAGGACUUCCUGCCCGUGGAGAAGCCUCUGUGCCGGGCUGAGGAGUAUCUCCUCAAGAAACAACUCAAGAGCAUGAAGAAAAAGGCAGCACAAGCAGCAGCUUAGACUUCAUGCUUGGUUUAAAUCAUUCAUUUAUGUUUACCUUUCACAUUAGACCUCGAAAGGUUUUUAUGGCUGGCAGCUUAAAAUUUUGUUGUACAUGUAUAAAGGCCACCAGUCAAUUUUUAAAAAAACUAUAUUCAAAGGCAUAUAAAGGUAUUGAUAUUGGUUCUUAUAUCCCCAAAUAAAGUCAAUUUUAACUUAAAAGUUUUGAAGUAACAUCAAAGCCGGCCAGUUUCCUACAGUGGAUUCUGGUGUCAAAUUUAACUUAAGUGUAUAAUAUCAUGUACUCAGUCUGAUAGUUGUGAUUAAGGUAUGUAACACACAGAACAAUGUUUACAUGUAACAAUUAAUACAUAUAUUUAAUUGAAAGAAAAUAAGAACAUUGAAUAUAGAUUUGAUGUGUAUAGUUCUAUGUGCACCCUCACCAGUGUGAGUUAUUUUAUAAUAUGUAGCUGUUUGGAUAAGUAUACGUCAAGUUGGUAAGGAAGUGCCCUGAAAUCCUGAGAUGUUAACAUUAAUUUGAUGUGAUGUGUAUAAUCAAGUGCAUUAGUAUACUGAUACCAUACUAGUCUAUAUGACAUGUGCAUAUACAAACUAAAUCUUCCAGAAGGAAUGCUUCUGAGAGGAAAACGAUUUUAUACACCACUAAGGCAAGGAGAAUAAUCUAGAAUUGUGGAAAUAUUUCAACAUUGCUUGAUAUUACGCUGCUGUAAGUUUUUGCUUGCCAUAUAUGAUAAAUGUUUCUUUCUACAGACAACUGUCUACAAUAGAAACAGUUAGCUGCUUUGGUAAAAAUCAGCAGCAGUGACAGCCGACUUUAUGACGCUUUACCACAUUCACUGUGAUUGUCUGUAGACCCAUGACAUGACUUUUGCUGCUCUGUUUUUAAACACUCAUGUCACCAAUGAGGUCAUGUCACAUUAUGUUUAUACAAUAGUGCUAGGUAUAACCCAGUUCUUGGACCCUCAAGUUUAAGAGUGACUAUCUAGAAGUACUUGUAAGUGCAACCAUUGUCAAACACUUUUCCCUGUGGAGCUUUCUGUUUGUAAAGAUGAAGAAAGUUUUGCCAUGCCACUAACUUUCAACUGUCUUCCAAUGCUGCUAUAUUUGAAAGAUAUACUGAGAAAUGAUGUGUAGAUAGUUUUAUAAUUUUCUAAAUUUGUAGCAAUAUUUUAUACCUAUAACCUUGAUGACUAUAUUGUAUGAACUUGGGAUGGGCUUUUGUAUGAAUGAAUAAAAUUCAAAGACUAAUUUUGAAAA
This is a messenger RNA of Branchiostoma floridae (Florida lancelet), 2812 nucleotides long. Its product is annotated as stabilizer of axonemal microtubules 1-like. NCBI's taxonomy places the organism in Eukaryota, Metazoa, Chordata, Leptocardii, Amphioxiformes, Branchiostomatidae. Gene Ontology annotation, molecular function: microtubule binding. Gene Ontology annotation, biological process: microtubule anchoring. The record is from RefSeq and is a predicted model, not a curated record. The transcript has 7 exons. Bases 53 to 1555 code for a protein of 500 amino acids. Gene Ontology annotation, cellular component: cytoskeleton.